AUGGGCGACGUCAACAGCAUGACUGGCUUAAGAGCCUUUCGGAUUGUGCGGAUCACCCGCAUCGUCAAGGUGGUGCGCUUGAUGCGAGUCUUUCGCUUCGUGCAAGCCUUCCGAACCUUGAUUGCCUCCAUCGCAGACACGUUGAAGUCCCUGUUUUGGGCGCUGAUGUUACUUGUGGUCAUCGUCUACGUGUUUGCUGUUCUCUUCACGCAGGCUGUGAACGAUUACUUGGCUGACGAGACGAAUCCACCACUGCCCGAGCAUGAGCUGCAGGCGGCGCAGCAGUUUUUCGGCACGCUGUUUGACACGAUGUUGAACCUGUUCAUGGCCAUCUCUGAUGGUAUCAGUUGGCACCUCAUGCUGUCUCCAUUAAGAUGGAUCUCACCAGCAUGGGUCUUCCUCUUUUUGUUUUAUAUUUUUUUCACCUACUUUGCGGUCCUCAACGUCGUUACAGCUGUCUUCUGCCAAUCCGCCAUGGAGAGCGCGCAGAACGACCACGCGGCGAUGGUGCACUCCGUGCUGAAGAACAAGCAGGCUCAUAUCAGCAGAAUUCGCCAGCUCUUCAGCAAGAUCGGGGACGAGAAGACUCAAACCAUCACCUUCGCACGCUUCGAGGAGAAGAUCAACUCGCCCGCUGUUCGUGCGUACUUUGAGGUCCUGGGCCUUGACGUGUGGGAUGCGUGGUCUUUCUUCAAACUUCUGGACCUCGAGUCUGGUGGUGACGUGAAAAUCGAGGAGUUCUUGAUGGGUUGCCUGCGGCUCCGCGGUCAAGCGAGAGCCAUCGACGUUGGAAAGCUCAUUCACGAUCAGACAUGGCUGAUCCGAAACCAGGGCAAAUUCCAGACGUUCGUGGAAGUGGAGAUCAACAAGCUGCAAGAGCAAAUGACAUGGCUCACUGGGAUUACAUUCCAACCGCCAGUCAGACGGGACUCUGUACGUGGCAGGAAGAAGACCGAAGAUCAUGAACAGAUGGAGGCAAAACUUAAAGAAAUCAUGACUGGCGCCGGCGCGUGGCUCGUGGAUGAUGAAUGA
Symbiodinium natans is the source of this 1032-nucleotide messenger RNA. The record is from the annotation of a GenBank genome assembly. Lineage: Eukaryota; Dinophyceae; Suessiales; Symbiodiniaceae.